AUGUGGGCACCCGCGGGGCCGUCAUGGCUAGCGGAGCACCAGCCAAUGUUACCACCACCACCUGCAAAUAUUGUUCCCACCCAAUCAUCAAUCGACUACAGUCCGCCCACGAAAUGGCCUAGGGCUACGACCCCUAUUGAUUCACGACCGACAGACUCCUUACAAUUAGGUACUUCUGCUGACUCAGGUCUUGGUCUGAGCUUGUCAUUCAACAGUCCACCAAUAGUCAACAAUAGGGUAGAUCAAUAUAGAAUGUCUCCCGGGUUGAGGACUCCGACUUCGCGACCAGGGAUUCAUCUGAGCGCCACUCCCUCGCCUUUUAGAUCGUUUCGACUAUCUUUCGCCUCGCCAACUUUUAGCGAUCGAGCGCUAAGGCUUUCUAAUUCCGAAAAUGUAGUUGGAUUCCGUAUCCGUGGUGGUUCUAUUGAAAAACCGCGGCGGAUAUAUGAAAUGGCAGGCACACAUGAUUUCCCAGUGUUAAACACACCAGUCAACAGGUGCUUGCAAAUGCCUUCGACCAGUGAUGACUGUAGUCCUGACAAAACCUUGCCUAUGUUUAUGGGAGAUAUAUUUGAUCCACAAGAAAUUGAAAGCAGCAUGGCAGACGACUCUGGGCUGUUUGGAAUCGAUGUCAAUCUCCAGGCAACUUCUACACCGCUUCCACAUUCUCCAGAACCUUUCCUCAGUUCCGGCCCAUCGAUUCCUCCUGUGCAUAAUCCAUAUGCAGAUGUGGGCAUGGCACCAGUCAAACCCGGUUCGCCAAUUCUAGUGACGAAGAAUUCACCGCCAACCCCGUCGUCUUUCAAACGUGCAAUGCGGGAUGUACAACGUCAAGGGAUACUUCAACCCAGGAAGCUUUUGACGGAUAACAUCAUUCUUCCUCCACCUGCUCCGUCAACUGCUGUGGAACCAAUUCAUGUACAACACUGUGCAAAACCCCAAGUGAAUGAAAUUAAAGAAACAGUCAAGCGGAAACGAGAAUCUUCACUCUCCGAUUGUUUCGAGGUGCCAAAAAAGCCAUUGAAGCCGUACUCUCGCCGGUGGAUGCGACUGGUGACCGGAGGAACCCGCAGCCAACGAGAUAUGACCGCGGCUGCCCAUGCUUUCCUUGAUCGUUUACCUCGAUUCAAGGAUAGCUGGUGA
Messenger RNA from Haemonchus placei, 1143 nucleotides. The record is from the annotation of a GenBank genome assembly. NCBI's taxonomy places the organism in Eukaryota, Metazoa, Nematoda, Chromadorea, Rhabditida, Trichostrongylidae.